AAAGGAGUCGUCAAAAAAAGAAGAAAUAGAAUUAUUGGAAAACAGGAAGACGAAUUCGGCUGAUUGAUUUUUAAUAUGUCAAAACUUUUGACAUCCAAAAUGUUAUUUGAAUGAUUGAAUGUGUAUUCGAAAAAUGUUAUUUAACGUUUUAAAAGGCUUUAAAUAUACACGAUUUAAGCUGAAUGUAAGAUAUGUUUCUAAUCUUCAAACAAAACAGCCAGUUUCUGAUUGCUUACCACCGUAUUUUACUCUUUGCAAAGAAUUUAUUGACGGUAACGCGGAGUUAGCUAGUAGUUUAUUAAAUUGCAUGACUGUUCACAAUGAUUUUUUAAGCGAAGCUGAAGAACAAUCUAUUUUGGACGAAGUCGAUCCCUAUAUGAAAAAAUUACGUUAUGAAUUUGAUCAUUGGGAUGAUGCAAUACAUGGUUACAGAGAAACUGAGAGGUUGAAGUGGAAUGAAUCGAAUACAAAAAUACUUGAUAGAGUGAGAUCUAUUGCUUUCCCACCUAAUGUAGCACAAUUGAAAUUUGUACAUAUUUUAGAUUUAGAUAAGAAUGGUUACAUUAAACCUCACAUAGAUGCUAUUAGGUUUUGUGGGAACACCAUUGCCGGCUUAAGUCUACUAAGCGACAGUAUUAUGAGGCUUGUACAUGAUAAAAACAAAUGCUUGAAUGCAGAUAUAUUACUUAAAAGAAGGUCUUUGUAUAUCAUGAAAGAUUCUGCCCGUUUUGACUACACUCACGAAAUUUUGAGCAAUGAUAACAGUGUUUUCAAGGACCAAAAAGUGUUUAAAGAUAGGAGAAUAUCUGUGAUAUGUAGAAAUGAACCUGAUCCUGAAAAUAAAAAGUUGUAGUUAA
Messenger RNA from Psylliodes chrysocephalus, 857 nucleotides. Lineage: Eukaryota; Metazoa; Arthropoda; Insecta; Coleoptera; Chrysomelidae. The record is from the annotation of a GenBank genome assembly.